AUGAUUGGCUCUUCACAGAAUCGGAUAGCAGCCUCUGUUCUGGUUUCCUGUAAUGCGGGUUUCUUUUCAAUAAGAACAAGCAAUUACGAUGAUGAGGGAGAUGGCGGAGUAUAUGGAGUAGGUUUAGGAGUAAGAGCAGGAAUAGGAGGACAAGUACUUGGAAGAGGAGUAGGAAGACAAGUACUAGGAGGAGGAGUAAGAGGAGAACAAGUACUAGGAGGAGGAGUAAGAGGAGGACAAGCACAAGGAGGAGGAGUAAGAGGAAGACAAGUACAAGGAGGAGGAGUAAGAGGAGGACAAGUACUAGGAGGAGGAGUAAGAGGAGGACAAGUACUAGGAGGAGGAGUAAGUGAAGGACAAGUACUAGGAGGAAGAGUAAUAGGGGGACAAGUACAAGGAGGAGUAAGAGGAGGAAAAAUACAAGGAGGAGUAUGA
This is a messenger RNA of Saccostrea cuccullata (small rock oyster), 435 nucleotides long. RefSeq names its product acanthoscurrin-2-like. The transcript has 2 exons. The record is from RefSeq and is a predicted model, not a curated record. NCBI's taxonomy places the organism in Eukaryota, Metazoa, Mollusca, Bivalvia, Ostreida, Ostreidae. The coding region runs from base 1 to 435 and encodes 144 amino acids.